AUGCUCGCACGGCGACUUGUCGAAUUGAGGCCUAAUGUCGGAGUGAACUGGCUGGCCGCCUCAUCAUCAACACCUGGAGUUGUUCGACAGCCACCAUUACCAUCUGCACCACAAAAACAACAGUAUUUUUCAACUUCACAAACAUAUGCUCCGUUGCCAAAGUUUCCUGUGCCCGACCCUAAGAAGACGAUUAAACAUUUUUUGCAGUUCGCAGAGCCACUCCUAUCACGAAAGGAGUUUGAGCAGACGAAACUGGUAGUCAAUGAAUUUGCACAAAAAGAACUUCCCACACUUCAAAAGUUACUGGAACAACGUGCCACGAAACUUAAUAAUUGGUUAACGCCAUGGUGGUUAGAUGUGGCGUAUCUGCAAGCACGAACACCACUUCCAGUUGUAACAUCACCAGGUUUGGCAUUCCCUCAAUUCCCGUGCUCCGGUAAGGAUAGCCAAAUUGAGCAUGCAGCCAAGAUUACACAAGCAGCCAUUGAUUUCUACUUGAAGGUUAUGAGAGAUCAGUUGCCUCAAGAUAUGGCCGGUAAAACUCCAUUCGACAUGAGUCAAUAUAAGUUUAUGUUCGGGACGACUCGAAUACCGAGGAAAGGGUGCGAUGAGAUUCGGUAUGGGUACACUAAUGAGAACCAACCGAGGCACAUUGUUGUCAUUCACAAUGGCCAUGUGUUCUCAAUGCCGGUACUGAAUGCUGCUGGACAACCACUGCCGUUGUCCGCCCUGUCCGCCCUAUUCAGUGAUGUCGUUAAGAAGAGCCCAGAAAAGCAAUCUCAUUCCGUUGGCAUAGUUUCUUCGGAUAAACGGGACCGAUGGGCAGAGUUAUACAAACAACUUGAAGGAAACGCUACGAACUCAGCUAAUCUUAGAUGUAUUGAAGAUGCGUUAUUCGUAGUAUGUAUAGAUCAAGAGUCAGAACCGUUAAAAGGUUACACGGAAACGGAUGAGCAUGCCAGACAGGUUCUACACGGUGGUGGUGCGAAGGUUAACUCUUGUAACAGAUGGUUCGAUAAGACAAUACAGUUUGUUGCCGGAAAAGAUGGCCGCUGUGGCCUUUGCUAUGAACAUACACCUGCGGAAGGACCGCCAGUUGCCGCUUUGAUGGAUUUUAUUUGUGAUAAAUUUGAUAAUAAGGAAUUUAAUGACGGUUCGCCACACCCUGAAGAACAAGUUAAACGACUAGAUUUUGAUCUUAACGAUGCUCAAAGAGCACAAAUUGAAAAAAGCGGAAAGAAAAUGGAUAAAGUUGCCGACAACCUGGACCUUGUUGCGCACACAUUCAAACGAUACGGUAAAAAUUUCCCGAAAUCCGUAAAAAUCUCUCCCGAUUCGUGGAUUCAGAUGGCUUUCCAGUUAGCGUUCUACAGGAUUCACUCUGCAUUACCACCAACCUACGAAACGGCAACGCUACGGAAGUUCUCGGAAGGUCGAACCGAAAACAUACGAUCACCGAAUGUUCUCGUUGACAUCUUUGUGAAAAAGAUGGCAUCAGGACGAGAACCUAUUGCUGAUGUUUACGAUGCCCUCAAAGCUGCAGCAGAUUCGCACAAAAAAUAUUCUAUGGACUGUAUGAGCGGAGCCGGAAUGGAUCGUCACCUACUAGCCUGGAAUCUUUUGGCUGCAGAAAAUGGUCUUCCUAAGCCAAGCAUCCUCCAGACCCCAGCGUACGAGCAAAUGAGCCAUUUCCAAGUAUCAACCAGCCAGGUACCCACCCGUCAUUUAAUCCGGUUGUUCUUUGGCCCUUCAGCGCCUGACUGUUACGGUAUUUGCUACAAUCCGCAAGAAGAGGAGCUUCAUUUUGCGAUUACUAGCUUUAAAAGUUAUGGUUCGACAAGCUCUAAGCGCUUUGCCAAAGAACUGGAUCGUGCACUCAAUGAUAUGAACUCAGUAUGCAAAAAAGCUCUACGGGCACAGUCAAAAUUGUAA
Necator americanus (New World hookworm) is the source of this 1932-nucleotide messenger RNA. RefSeq lists its product as uncharacterized. Gene Ontology annotation, molecular function: carnitine O-acetyltransferase activity. Gene Ontology annotation, cellular component: peroxisome. The record is from RefSeq and is a predicted model, not a curated record. Bases 1 to 1932 code for a protein of 643 amino acids. The transcript is spliced from 19 exons. Gene Ontology annotation, biological process: carnitine metabolic process, CoA-linked. NCBI's taxonomy places the organism in Eukaryota, Metazoa, Nematoda, Chromadorea, Rhabditida, Ancylostomatidae.